AUGGACUUUAGUAGUAGUAUGAGAGAAAGUCAUAUUGAAUUUCCGAUUCCAGAAAAGUUUCCUUAUAGAAAUUCAAUUCCUCAAGAUUCCUUACGAUGUCGGACCAAUUCAAGUUCAAUCGCAUCUUCGAUAACAACACUGUGCGCGGACGCGCUAAUGUUGCCAAAGCCACCUGGGCCUCUGUGGGCCUCAUCUAUGUGAUGGUUAAGAUGCAUCGCCGCAAUGCAAAGCGUCGCGAAGCCACCAAAUAUUGCAAGGGCUGCCAGCAGAAGCUGUUCCAAUAGUUCCAGCUGCUCCUGGUCAACGAUGCUCCUACCAUACAAACAUAGAUGUUAAGCGUUACCCCAAAUCUCUUGUGUUUCGAUUGCGUUCAUAACCCCAUUAAACCCCAAAUAAAAUUUGCAUAUUUUGAACUUCUAAA
This is a messenger RNA of Drosophila albomicans, 421 nucleotides long. RefSeq names its product putative 60S ribosomal protein L33. The record is from RefSeq and is a predicted model, not a curated record. The coding region runs from base 96 to 284 and encodes 62 amino acids. The transcript has 2 exons. Lineage: Eukaryota; Metazoa; Arthropoda; Insecta; Diptera; Drosophilidae.